UUUCUCCACACCCCCCUGCAUCCAGCACCAGUCAAACGAGCCCCCAGCAUAUAGCCUAAACUCCCCGUUACAGUGCCACAGAAAAGAUUACAGAGAAAAUAAUUUGUAAAUUGACUUUUACUUGCAGUUCCCCAUCUUUUAAUCAAAUUCCAUGCACUUAUGAAAGUUAAACUUUCACAUUUUUAGAGUAUCUUGAUUUUAAUUUUUUUUUUUUUCCUGUAUAUUUACAAGUAAAGCAUAGGGUGGCAUGGCUCAUCAGUGUCGUUGAGCUGUUUCAUUGGAAAAACAAAAGAGGAACCAAUAAGGACACUUCUGACUUGACACAGAGCUUUAAGGAAAUGACCAAAAAAACAAAUAAAGCUUUUCAAGUUUUACUUCUCUCUGAGUAGUUUUACUGAACUAAGCUGAGCAUAUGCUUUGCUUUAUUACCGUAAUGCACCGUAAUAACCGCGGUUUACCGCAGAGCACCGACGAGCUACAGGAAGCCGGCAGGUCAAUCUCGACAGAGGCUGUUUAGAUUUAGGACCUUGAGGAGGCCAGCGGCAGACUUACAGCUACGUGCAUCUGCCGAUAGCAGCGCGAUAAAGCGGCGGCGGCACAGAAAAGUUGAGCCACUGGAAUCGGACGAUGCGCCUUUGACGCACGGCCUGGAAAAAAAGCAACGAUGGGAGCUUCGCAGACGCGCUCCGAGCACAAGUACCAGGACCUGAUGGACAAGACUGGAUUUUCAUUGGAGCAGAUCAAAAACCUCCACAAUCGAUUCCAGCAGCUGAGUGGGAACGAGGAGACAAUAAGGAGGGAGAACUUGGACAACAUACCGGCCCUCGCCAAGAAUCCAAUCAGAAAGCAAAUUAUUGGCGCCUUCUUCGAUAAAAGGAACCAACAUCAGCAAGAGGUGGGCUCCUUCGAGGAGAUUAGCUUCGAGCAGUUCCUCAUGGUCAUGUCCCACUUCCGCCCUCCGACUUUGAAGACGACAGAGGAGGAGAAGGAAUCUAUGAGAAAGGAAAAGCUCCGCUUCCUGUUCAACAUGCAUGACACAGACAACGAUGGCACCAUCACUCUGGUGGAGUACAGGAAGGUAGUAGAGGAGCUUCUAUCAAAGAGUGGAGCCAUCGGUCAGGAGGUUGCCAAGGCAAUAGCAGAUGCUGCCAUGCUGGAAGUGGCGAGCACAAACGUGCCCCACAUGGCCCCUGAUGAUUUCUAUGAAGGAAUCACGUUUGAGCAUUUUGAACAGAUUUUAAAUGGGCUUGAAAUGGAGUCCAGGAUGCACAUUCGCUUUUUGGAUGUAGACACCACAACAGUGCGUUGCGGGAGGUCAACCUCUUGAAGAAGUCGUUCUUGUAACGAAAUUUUUAUGUUGCUGCUGUUUUUAGCAGAACCUCUCCGACCCUUAGAUGGAAUGAAGCCAAAUACUUUCGAUAUAGACUCAUAUUUUUGGACCGCGACACACAAUCAGACUUUUUCGUACGAAUUAUAAAGACCGUCUGCUGAUCCAGGUUUAGGUUUGACUAGAUGGUGGACGUAUUCUGACUCUAAGGACAUUUACUUCUACAGUUCACCUAUAAGCCUCAAAAAUUCAGUGUCAUGUUUUUCAGUCUUCAGGCGUUGUGAUCCCAAGAGUAACAAGUGUCACAUUUUCAAAGAAAAUUAGUUCCCUGUCUUAUGUCACGCUCCCAUUACUUUCAGUCAAAUUUCAAACUAACAAACUACCUCUCUCUGCAUUGUCCUGCUGGUCAAGAGAUUCACAUGUUAGAUGAAGUAAGUCAUGCUCGUUGGCUGCUCUGCUAUCCAUGGGUCAUCGGUUAUGGCUAACAUCCAAAGUGAGAGACUGCAGGCACAUACCAUUCCUCUGCAGCCCCAAAAUAGUUAGGUUUAUUUCAUCCAUUCCUUGGUGUCUAUGUAACAAUCCACUGCUGUUCUACCAUGAAAAUCCACUAUUUCUUGCCUGCUUUACACUUUACUCUCCCAAAGAAGAAGAAUUAUGUUAAUUAAUCAAAUAAAUUUAAGGCAUUGUGAUGAAACAAAUGCAUGUGUAAUAUGUUUUGUUUUUUUUCUUGACAUUUUUUAUUGCUGUGAUGUGUCACAGCAGCAUUGAUUAAAAUCCAGGGAACCAAACAUCUAUUAAAAAAAAUCAUUAAUUUUACAUUAAUGGUUUACAAGGCUGUGAUCUUGUACAACAUCUGAAAUCAGCAUCGUGAAGUACGAAUACCUAUGUAGCAGUUAAUAGCAGAUAACAGAUAACAUACAUACAUAUAUUACAUUUCCCAAAAAGCUUGAUUUGACUAGAAACU
Messenger RNA from Xiphias gladius (swordfish), 2291 nucleotides. It is a transcript of the gene tesca, whose product is annotated as tescalcin a. The record is from RefSeq and is a predicted model, not a curated record. The transcript has 8 exons. NCBI's taxonomy places the organism in Eukaryota, Metazoa, Chordata, Actinopteri, Istiophoriformes, Xiphiidae. Bases 665 to 1327 code for a protein of 220 amino acids. Gene Ontology annotation, molecular function: calcium ion binding.